AACCCGGCGUUUAGAGACAGGCACCGUCCAGGUUUGGCCGCCAUGUCCCUGCAGGAUGAUUUUGACAAGGCGGCCAAAGACGUGAGGAAGCUGAAAACCAGGCCAGAUGAUGAGGAACUAAAAGAGAUCUAUGGACUCUACAAACAGUCUGUAACUGGAGACAUAGAUAUUGAGUGUCCAGCACUGUUAGAUCUAAAAGGAAAGGCUAAGUGGGAAGCCUGGAACCUUCAAAAAGGAUUAUCAAAGGAAGAUGCCAUGAGUGCCUAUAUUUCUAAAGCAAGAGAGCUAAUAGAAAAAUACGGAAUCUAGAAUUCAGCCCGUGAGAGAAUUUUCCUUUUGGAGCCUUCAUAAUGGUAUCGUGACCUAAUACUUAGGGGAGAAAUGCACUAUAACUCUUGAUGGAUCAUCAAUAUUUUUGCUAGUAACAUGACUUGUCAUUCUGAAUUAGAGGUAUGCUGAAACUACAUGUUUAAUAAAAUUUUACUUG
Molecule: messenger RNA, 487 nt
Organism: Dama dama (fallow deer)
Lineage: Eukaryota; Metazoa; Chordata; Mammalia; Artiodactyla; Cervidae
Product: acyl-CoA-binding domain-containing protein 7
Exons: 1
Coding region: 43-309 (88 amino acids)
Biological process (GO): fatty acid metabolic process
Molecular function (GO): fatty-acyl-CoA binding
Source: RefSeq, a predicted model, not a curated record